This is a messenger RNA of Phlebotomus papatasi, 1364 nucleotides long. RefSeq names its product cyclin-dependent kinase 9 (gene Cdk9). Gene Ontology annotation, molecular function: ATP binding; cyclin-dependent protein serine/threonine kinase activity. The coding region runs from base 107 to 1312 and encodes 401 amino acids. Gene Ontology annotation, biological process: protein phosphorylation. The transcript is spliced from 3 exons. Gene Ontology annotation, cellular component: nucleus. The record is from RefSeq and is a predicted model, not a curated record. NCBI's taxonomy places the organism in Eukaryota, Metazoa, Arthropoda, Insecta, Diptera, Psychodidae.
UCUUUUGCGUCACGAAACGUCACUUUUGUUGUGAAAUUCGUGAUAUUGGUUUGUUUGUGAAAAAUCAGGAAAAUCUGAAUUUUCCAGCACUUUUAUUCAAAAUAUUAUGGCAUCCUCGAGUCGUGAUAGUCAUGGUACACAAUCUGGCUCUAUUACACAGCCAAUGCAGAGCCUAACUGCUAAGCAAAAAUAUAUUGAAGAUUACGACUUCCCGUACUGCGAUGAGUCCGGGAAGUAUGAAAAGGUUUCUAAGAUCGGACAAGGAACCUUUGGGGAGGUUUUCAAGGCGCGAGAAAAGAAAUCCAACAACAAAUUCGUGGCUAUGAAGAAGGUGCUAAUGGACAAUGAGAAGGAGGGGUUCCCAAUCACAGCUCUGCGAGAGAUCCGUAUUCUGCAGCUGCUGAAGCAUGAGAAUGUAGUGAAUCUCAUUGAGAUUUGUCGGACAAAAGCGACUCAGAACAAUCGCUACAGAUCCACAUUCUAUCUUGUCUUUGAUUUCUGUGAUCACGAUUUAGCAGGGCUGCUGUCCAAUAUGAAUGUAAAGUUCAGUUUGGGGGAGAUUAAGAAGGUGAUGCAGCAAUUGCUCAAUGGCCUGUAUUACAUCCACAGCAACAAAAUUCUCCACAGGGACAUGAAGGCAGCCAAUGUAUUGAUAACGAAAAAUGGGGUACUUAAAUUGGCAGAUUUCGGUCUUGCCAGGGCUUUUUCUAUCACAAAGGGGAAACAAGCGAACAGAUAUACCAACAGAGUAGUGACUCUGUGGUAUAGACCACCUGAACUGCUACUUGGGGAUAGGAAUUACGGGCCGGCAGUGGAUAUGUGGGGAGCUGGAUGUAUUAUGGCUGAGAUGUGGACAAGAUCACCAAUAAUGCAGGGAAAUUCUGAGCAACAGCAGCUCAUCUUCAUCUCACAGCUGUGUGGGUCCUUCACGACGGAAGUGUGGCCAGAUGUGGAGAAUCUGGAUCUCUAUUCAAAAAUGGAACUUCCCAUGAACUACACCAGGAAAGUUAAAGAGAGACUGAGGCACUACGUAAAGGAUACUCAGGGCUGUGAUUUGUUGGAUAAACUCCUUCAGCUCGAUCCGAAAUCACGGAUUGACGCAGACACUGCCCUCAAUCACGAUUUCUUCUGGUCAGAUCCAAUGCCAACUGAUCUCAGCAAAAUGCUGUCGCAGCAUACCACCAGCAUGUUCGAAUACCUGGCUCCGUCAAGACGUUCCGGGCAGAUGAUGAGGCAGCAUCAGCAGCAGAUUGCUGUGAAUCAGGUGCAGACCAAGCAGCAAGAGAACAGCUACCAAGAUCGCGUGUACUGAAUCCUUUACUAUUUAUCGUAUUUUUUGUAUAAUAAAAGAAUCUUAAGAAAAA